Messenger RNA from Didymodactylos carnosus, 504 nucleotides. The record is from the annotation of a GenBank genome assembly. Lineage: Eukaryota; Metazoa; Rotifera; Eurotatoria; Philodinida; Philodinidae.
AUGACGGCUUCAAAUUUUACACGCGACAUUUUAAUUGUUUUCUACUUACUAAUUAAUUUCUUGAAACAAAUAAAUAUUGAAGAAAAGCCAGAAUUAUCGGAUAAAAUAGAAUUCGUGACGAUAGAUCCAAAUACUCAACAUAUUAAUAAAAACGACGUACCAGGUGAUCUGUUGUGGAACAAACAGCUGUACGAUAAAUGGAUUUCUAGUUCAGUACUAAUCAGAAAACAACAUGAUAAAUUAAGUGGUUCUAACAGAACAACUAUAUUUGAUAUAAGUGUAAUGGUAAUAACAGGUAGGAUACAUCAUCGUAAACGAAGUGAUAUAAUCAUGUCAACAUGGGGUGGUCACCAAAUUCCAUAUGGAAAUUUACAUUUUAUUAGUGAUUCUGAUGAUAAUUUAUUACCAAUCUUACAAGUAAUGAACGAAACAGCUGAUUACUGGAAAAGUCAACGUAAAUGGAUUCUAGGUAAACAGACGGAGGGUUUAGAGCAUAGUGUAUGA